Corticium candelabrum is the source of this 2666-nucleotide messenger RNA. Its product is annotated as ribonucleases P/MRP protein subunit POP1-like. Lineage: Eukaryota; Metazoa; Porifera; Homoscleromorpha; Homosclerophorida; Plakinidae. Gene Ontology annotation, molecular function: protein binding. The transcript is spliced from 7 exons. The record is from RefSeq and is a predicted model, not a curated record. Gene Ontology annotation, biological process: tRNA 5'-leader removal. Gene Ontology annotation, cellular component: nucleolar ribonuclease P complex; ribonuclease MRP complex. The coding region runs from base 131 to 2614 and encodes 827 amino acids.
GGGUGUCGCGCGUGUGUGCGUGUGCAGCAGGUAGCGCGUUGUGAGUAGAACGAGAACUGCAGCCAGGCAGAAGACGAUCAGUCGGUGGCCUCUCACCCAGUUUGCUACUCGUCGUUUGCAUCGAAGUGUGAUGAGUGUGAACAGCAAAGCGAGACGAAGAGCCAAGCGAUUGAGGAAUCAACCUCAAACUGUCGAAACGAGUGGAGACAUCGAGGCGGCAGCCCCUCGUAGUAUCAGUGUGAUUGAAUUCGUUUCCGCUCGCGCGGCAGAGCUGAACGCAAUGAGACAAGCAGUUCACUCAUCUGCCUCCAAUAAGCAGCUCUUUCAGACUCUACCGAGACAUAUGAGGCGACGAGCCGCUAGCCACAACCCUAAACGACUACCCAAACGUCUCAGAGUGAUAGACAUGAGUGAAAAAGAGGGAACUCCCGAGGGGGGAGAGGGUGGGGAUGGAGUCAAGAAAAAGAGCAGAAAAUUUAGAAGGAAAGUGAAGAACUUGAGAAAGGAGUACGAAACGAGACAGGAUGGGAAAAGAUGGUUGGAGACUCAUUUGUGGCAUGCGAAGCGCAUGAAGAUGGUGAAUAAGUUUGGAUUUCGAUUGGCAGAGGAAAACUGUGGGAAGGGAGUGAGAGCAACAUACAGAGCUCUGCGGCACGGAUGUUUAUUACAUGACAUGUCUUACUAUCGUUGUAUCCAACUGACCGGAAGCCAGUUGACGAUCAUGAAAGCACUUGAGACAGUAACAUCUCCAGAUUCGGUUAAAUCUCUUUACCAGUCACACAUUCUUGACGGCAGCCACGAGCUCACCACACUCUUACAUCGAAGACACUCACACCCACACGAUGUGAUUGGCCCGGCUAAGUUGUUAUGGCAACAGCAAGUAUUAAAACCGGCUGGAAGUGACUGCAGGUUGUGGAUCUGGAUGCAUCCUGCAUGUGCAGACGAAGCAUUCACCGAGUUCAAAUUUGAAUUUGAUGAGCAACAACAAAGUGAAACGACUGUUGAGUUGCUGGAUGAUUUGGUUCGUUUCCGUCUAAUGGGCCCGCGUUCUCAUGUCAUUUUGUGCAACACAAUACAUUCAGUUGUGUCGGACAUCGAUCGGUUGAGUGCAAAUGGUGAAGGUGAUGUAGUCGGUUGUGGAGGAGGGGGAGGGGAGUUUUGGUGUGAGUUGGCGGGUUGUGCUUUGCCGAGUUGCGUUUCUCCAUGUGUGGUGGUAGGUUUGGAUGUUGUUGAUCCGAGGUAUUUGUUACCUCGGAAGAAAGUUGAUUUGGUGUCGGAGUGUUAUCCGAAGAAGAAAGUUGAUAUGCCCCUUCAAAAGCAACUCGACAUUUCAGACAACUCCAAAUCUAUUAUCCCACCUAUUACUCCACUUUCUGUUCCCACAGCAUGUCUCACCCAAACAACAUCAGUCAGGAAAGUUGCUGUGUCUUCUCUUUGGUCGCCAGUCAUCAGAAAGCAAGCGAAGGAUAACAAAUUGGCUGAUCAUGAAAUCAACCAGAGAAGAUCAAGACUGUCUGUCCCUGGAAUGGAGUUGCCGAUAACCGAGGAGACGUCUCGUGUUCCGUUGCUGCUUGUUCAUCAGGAGGGGUCACGUGAUGUGUCUCGGUUGGGGUCACGUGAUGUGUCUAGGUUGGGGUGUGGUUGGGAUAUCAUAUUACCUGCUGGAUGGUCGAUGGCGUUUUGGAUUGCAUUUGUCUAUCGGGGAGCUAGAGCUGCUGCUAUUGCUGAUAUGAUGAGAGUUGAUGUGGAAAUGGGAAAGCUGUCAUUUCCUCUUCAUUUUCCUGAUAGUUUAGCAGGGCAGCAGGAGGCAGCAGCCAAUCGACAAUCAGCAGAGGAGAAAUAUCUGCGAUAUCCACCAGACAAGCGGCCUAGCUUUGCUAAACUAGGGACAGCUACACCAUUUCAUGCCAACUGGGAUGGUCUCGUUGAGCUAUGGACAAGACAGACUGAAACCGAUGAGAAACCAGAGGCUAAGCGCGUGAAGACUAGCGAGAGAUCGUGGUAUGUUCUACGAAGCAAAGAUACACUCAACAAAAUCCAGAAUUUCAUCAGUUCACAUCACUCUACUAGACAAAAGAAACUCCCACCAGAAGUGGCAACGUUGUUAGCAAAACAGCUCAAAGACAAAGGCCUCAUACAACACUCAACAUUACCACCUGAGUCUUCACUGUUUGUUCCUCCAAUUUUCUACAAUCCAAGUGUAUUGAUGUACGUGUCAUUUGCGAUGGUCCAUCGUGGGUCGCCUUCCUCGAUGUCUAUGGUCUGUCUUCCUUCAUCAGAAGACAUUGCAUCUCUUCAACAAGACAAGACAUUUGCCAGUCCUGUUGAGCCAAUACACAAAUCAGAAAAUGAGUCAACAAGCGUCUCGUGUCGCGAUACAAAAUCGAUGCAAGUCUUCAGUGGUGCAACAACAAGAGUGCAAAUCGGUUACGUCAUAUCCGGGGAUUUUUGUUUUACUCGUGGGUGUGGCACUGGGAUUGCAUUAUGUGUUGCAUCCGGGCUGUUGCAGUCGAUCAUGAAGACUGUUGGAAGAAAACCAUUGAUAUUAAUUAGAGAAUGUAAUUCAUUUUGCUAUCGAUUUGCUGAGUUUGUAUUAACUGAAAUAGUAGGGUAGACAUGCACCUCAACAUUCUAUGAUAAAAAAUUACAGUCACCUGCUAAGCUAA